GGAAAACCUUAGUGAAUUUUUCUGACUUCAUCGAAAAUACCAGAAAUAACUUAUUUACUGUUACUGGUAUCGUAUCCAUCCUUACCGCAGUUCCACUCGGUAUUUUUACUUUAUUGCACUGAAGCUCAGAGCAAGCACUGUACCUAUACGCAGUCCCUAGAACAGCUCAUGGCACAGAGUUAGGUGCUCAGAAAGUAUUUACUGAAUGAAGGGAUGGUACAGAUGAGAAAACUGAAGACCCCAAGUGUUAAAGUGACUUGUCCAAGGUCACAUUUCUAGCAGCCGGCAAAGCCAGGAUUCAAACCCAGGACUACCCAGUACUAUAGAGUUCUUUCUUCCUGAUUGCUUGGAUAGGCCUCUUUGUUGGUACAGAAAGAUGGAGAUUGGAGACCCAGCGAUCUUUAACAAAGCCAUGGACUGAGGUCCAGGAAAUGUCAGUUCUGGCCCACCGUCGCUGAAAUCCCUGUGUGGCCUUGGAAAAGCCUCUUCUCCACUCAGAACCUCAGUUUCCUAAUCUGUAAAAUGGAGAGAUGGAAGCAGUGUGUUCUAAGGGUGCAAGGGUCCUCAGAAGCCCCUGGGCAGGUUUAUGCUAUGUCAUCUCUCAUGCUCACUUGGAGCUGGGGUCAGGGGUUGACAGAGGGGCUAAUUCAACACCCAAGUACAUGAGGAAAGCAGUCAUUUGUGUUUUAUCUCGCAGGUGCAAAAAAAUUCAAGGUUGACAUAGUCCCAAGCCAGCAAAUACCAAAUCUCCAAAUGAAAGUUGGAGAGAGAAAAGAAAGAAAAAGAAAGUAGAGGCAUUUGGAGAGGGGAAGAAAAAAAGCUCUGAUUCCACGCCUGGGUUGGUGUAGCAUAUAAUCUGAAACAGGCGCUCAGGUUUAUAACUGUGCCCAGGUCUGAUCCCUGGCACAUAAGAGCGCAGCCUUUAAAAAGAAAAAAAAAAAAAAAAAAAAAAAAAGGCGUGAAUCUUUAAAGCCUCUCUUCUCCUAUGUGAUAUUUUUGUAACCCUUUGGAGGUUAUGUCGCUAGGGCCUUUGCAUGCAGCAAAGGCUUUCUUCCCCUCUUCCUGGCUUGGGGAUUAUUGAUUUGGAAGGCGAGGCUAAUUUACAUGUAAAUAAAUCUCAGCGCUGGGCAGAGGGGACGGGACAUCCAGAUGCCUCGACUGACUUGCUGACGUCACGGCUUCAUUAGCAUGCGGAGGAUGCGAGCACUGCAACAGCGACUUCGGCACCACCAGCAGCUCCGCCGACUGUUAUUAUUAUUUUUUGGCGGAGCUGCACGUUUCCUGGUUCAGUAUCUUGGGCUCCGCGACCAGCUGACUGGUCUCCCCGGGGUCUGGCUCAGGAUCAGUUGGUGACGCUGAAGCUUCGGUCUGUGACUUCCUGCAGAUUGUCGUGAAGGAGGGGAGUUAAGACAAAACUGGGGGUUCUCGGGAAGGCGAUCGGAUCCGAAGGGAGGGAAGAAGUCACACUUUUUCCCCUGCCUGGUGGGUCCCAAGAGGGGCUCGAUCCAGCAGUGUUCUUUCCGUGAGCGAAUGCAGAGCAGCCCUGGCUUGAGCCUGCUGCUGCUGGCGUCAGGAAGGGUCCAGAUUUGGAGAAGGUUUCCAGAAAAAGAUGCUUUGGCUGCCUGCAGUCCUGCUUGCAUUCCUAGAAGCCAGAGCCAGGGGAAAAGUGAACUGGGGCAAUUGACAAGCUCAGAGGGUCUGGCGGAAGCUUCCAUCCAGACUGGGAAUUUCACCCUCCCUUGAGGGAGUGUUUUAAACCAUCUCAGUGAGACUUCAACUAAAUGAAGCAGCCUGGUCUCCUUGGUGGAGGCUGAAUUGGCUACUCUGAUCCUGCUUCCCAGAAGGCUUACUGGCUGCUGAUGGCUUUCACAGAGUGGUCAGGAUGAGUGUCCCCUUGGGCUCCAGAGAAGAUCUGUCUGCACUGCAAGUGCCCUCAGGAGGAGCACAUGGUGACGGUGAUGCCCCUGGCGAUGGAGAAGACUGUCAGCAAACUCAUGUUUGACUUCCAGAGGAACUCGACCUCGGAUGACGACUCAGGCUGUGCCUUGGAGGAGUACGCCUGGGUCCCGCCGGGGCUGAAGCCUGAACAGGUUCACCAGUACUAUAGCUGUCUCCCAGAAGAGAAAGUUCCCUAUGUCAACAGUCCUGGAGAGAAACUUCGAAUCAAGCAGCUAUUACACCAGCUGCCGCCACAUGACAAUGAGGUUCGCUAUUGCAACUCCCUGGAUGAGGAAGAGAAGAGGGAGCUGAAGCUCUUCAGCAACCAGCGGAAACGUGAAAACCUGGGUCGUGGCAAUGUCAGGCCCUUCCCGGUCACCAUGACAGGAGCGAUCUGUGAACAGUGCGGAGGCCAGAUCAACGGCGGGGACAUUGCUGUGUUUGCGUCGCGCGCCGGACACGGUGUCUGCUGGCACCCACCCUGCUUUAUCUGCACUGUCUGCAACGAGCUCCUGGUGGAUUUGAUCUACUUUUACCAAGAUGGGAAGAUAUACUGUGGCAGGCACCACGCGGAGUGCCUGAAGCCGCGCUGCGCAGCCUGCGACGAGAUCAUCUUUGCAGACGAAUGCACAGAAGCUGAGGGGCGACACUGGCACAUGAAACACUUCUGCUGCUUUGAAUGCGAGACAGUGCUGGGCGGCCAGCGCUACAUCAUGAAGGAGGGAAGGCCCUACUGCUGCCACUGCUUCGAGUCCUUGUACGCAGAAUAUUGCGACACCUGUGCCCAACACAUAGGGAUCGACCAAGGUCAAAUGACCUAUGACGGCCAACACUGGCAUGCCACUGAGACCUGUUUCUGCUGUGCUCACUGCAAGAAGUCCCUCCUGGGCCGGCCGUUCCUCCCCAAGCAAGGCCAGAUCUUCUGCUCACGGGCCUGCAGUGCCGGGGAGGACCCCAACGGCUCUGACUCUUCUGAUUCGGCCUUCCAGAACGCCCGGGCCAAGGAGUCCCGGCGCAGCGCCAAAAUCGGCAAGAACAAGGGCAAGACAGAAGAGCCCAUGCUGAGCCAGCACAGCCAGCUGCAGGUGAGUUCCAACCGGCUGUCGGCUGACGUGGACCCCCUGUCGCUGCAGAUGGACCUGCUCAGCCUGUCCAGCCAGACACCCAGCCUCAACCGGGACCCCAUCUGGAGGAGCCGGGACGAGCCGUACCAUUACGGGAACAAGAUGGAGCAGAACCAGUCGCAGAGCCCCUUGCAGCUCCUCAGCCAGUGCAACAUCAGAACUUCCUACAGUCCGGGAGGGCAAGGGGCCGGGGCCCAGCCCGACAUGUGGCCCAAGCACUUCAGCAACCCCAAAAGGAGCUCAUCGCUGGCCAUGAAGGGGCACGGCGGCAGCUUCAUCAAGGAAUGCCGAGAAGACUAUUACCCGGGAAGGCUGAGGUCCCAGGAGAGCUACAGUGAUAUGUCCAGCCAGAGCUUCAGCGAAAACCGAGGCAGCAUCCAAGUCCCCAAAUAUGAGGAGGAGAUGGAAGAGGAAGGGGGCAUGUCCACUCAGCAGUGUCGGACCCGUCAUCCCAUCAGUUCACUGAAAUAUACCGAGGACAUGACGCCCACAGAGCAGACCCCGCGGGGCUCCAUGGAAUCGCUGGCCCUGUCUAACACAACAGGCCUCUCCGCAGAUGGUGGUGCCAAGCGCCAGGAGCACCUCUCCCGGUUUUCCAUGCCCGAUCUCAGCAAAGACUCUGGGAUGAACGUGUCCGAGAAGCUGAGCAACAUGGGCACGCUGAACUCGUCCAUGCAGUUCCGCAGCGCCGAGUCCGUUCGCAGCCUGCUCUCCGCCCAGCAGUACCAGGAGAUGGAGGGAAACCUCCACCCUCUCGGCAACCCCAUCAGGUACAGAGACCUGCAGGCCCACGGAAGGAUGCAUCAGAGCUUUGAUUUCGAUGGGGGGAUGGCGGGCAGCAAGCUGCCGGGGCCGGAGGGUGUGAGGAUCCAGCCCAUGAGCGAGCGCACGCGGCGGAGAGCCACUUCCCGCGAAGACAACCGCCGCUUCCGACCUCACCGCUCCCGGCGAUCCCGACGCUCUCGCUCAGACAACGCCCUCCACCUGGCCAGCGAGCGCGAGGCCAUCUCUCAGUUAAAAGAAAGGCCCCCCCUGAGAGCCAGGGAGGAUUAUGAUCAGUUCAUGCGCCAGCGGAGCUUCCAGGAGAGCCUGGGCCAGGGGUCCCGGAGGGACCUGUACGGCCGGUGCCCCCGGACUGUAUCGGACCUGGCUCUGCAGAAUGCCUUUGGGGAGCGAUGGGGACCCUACUUCACUGAGUACGAUUGGUGUUCCACCUGCUCUUCGUCCUCGGAGUCUGACAACGAGGGCUAUUUCCUAGGAGAACCCAUCCCCCAGCCCGCCCACCUGCGAUACGUCACGAGUGAUGAGUUACUGCACAAAUACAGCUCGUACGGCCUCCCCAAGUCUUCCACGCUAGGUGGCAGGGGACAGUUGCACAGCAGGAAAAGACAAAAGAGCAAAAACUGUAUCAUUUCUUAAUCCGAUGGGGGUCAGGGGAUAGGGGAAGAUGGGAGGUAAGAAUGUAAAUUCAGAAACUUGCACUGUUUUAAAUUUUAAAGCUCUUUGCUUUGGUGGUUCCAGGGAGAGAUGAGAAGAGCUCUCUGUUGAUGGCGGCAAGGUCACCGACUGACUCGAUAGGUAGUCACAGUUCUUGGCAUGUUGAAUAUUAUUUGCACAUUUCACUUUGGAAACGCUAUAGACUCUACGGAGGCCAGGAUUGGUCACCUCCUUCCCGUCCGUCUGUGUUGAGCUGCCACUGGCAAGAUGGCAAAAUUGUUUCCCGCUCGCUUAUAUAUUAUAGCCUCUCUGGUUCUCUCCCUUUUAGGACCCUUUUUCCAGUACGUAAUUUGUUUAUUAGCCAGGACCCAAGACUAAGUUAUUUACAUGUCCAUUGUAAAUGCGAUGUAAAUGAGAGUUCUGAUAAAAUAUUUUUGUAUUUUGUAAUAUCAAAGGAAUUUCUAUAUCGUAGGACUCAGUGGAGCCUUGCAUGCACGUCCAGCAUUGUCUUUGAGUAGUACUCCAAGGUGGUCCAGGACCACUUUUUUUUUUUUCUUUUCUUUUUUCUAUACAAAUUUGUUACAUGUCAGUGAGACCUUUUUCAAAGGAGUUUAUUCAAUUUGGCUUUUUGUGGCUGAAAAACAAAAAUUACCUAUUACACCCAAAGCAUUUGAUGCUCCAUCUAUCUUGAGGAGCCAUCCUUAAGUCCGCUCCCAGCCUCAGUAGAAUCUCUUCUCUACAAAGUGAUAGUAACUUUUUUUUUUAUUUAUAAUUGCCGGCGUAACUUUUGCCAAUUAGAAAAACCAACCAGUGUCAGUCAGGUUCCGUGAGAAGCGCCAUCCCUGCUGGGAACACUGAAGUUGCUUACCACUGAGCUAUCCCUUGGGGAACAUAAAGUGUCUGUGAGUGGUGCGGUUUGUGUGAUGUCAGCAUGACAUUGUUUUGAAUGUGGCAUUAUUUCCUGGUGCUCGUUUCCUGGAUCGUAUUAUCCGCUUUCCUUUACCAAGGCAGACAGCUGCCUUAGCCUGACAACCGGUUGUCCUCAGCGCAAAUGAACUUCAGCUUUGGGAAUUUCGGGCCAGAAAGGUUCCGAGGGACUCUGGGAGUGAUGGUGUGUUCUAGGUCGUAGGUCAUACGUGGAGAAGGAACAGGUCAAGGGUAGAGACUGAAGGGGAAUAUGAAGGAAGGUCAGAGCAAAGAAGAACUUCUGGAAAUGAAGUAGAGGAGACUUGACAACCACCUCGAAUAGCCCCCAGUGCUUGUGGGGAAAAAAAAAAAAACCCAGUUUAAU
Molecule: messenger RNA, 5790 nt
Organism: Globicephala melas (long-finned pilot whale)
Lineage: Eukaryota; Metazoa; Chordata; Mammalia; Artiodactyla; Delphinidae
Gene: PRICKLE2
Product: prickle planar cell polarity protein 2
Molecular function (GO): zinc ion binding
Source: RefSeq, a predicted model, not a curated record